UUUGUCAUAUAUAUAUAUAUUGUAUAAUUCUAUCGUACUGUUGUUGCGCGUUUGCUGAUCGGACUGAGCGGGAACAAUCUUGUACAAAGUGCCUGUCGGAGAGUGUGUUGUGAAAUUUAUAACAACAUCGGUGAAGCUGGUGUCGAAUUUCCGAAGGACGAACUUCGGGUUUUAACCGACCGCAACUAACGUCAGACACACCGACUUUAGCCAAGAUGUCGGUCAUCAUGCAGUACGUCGAUCAGUUUCACGAAAUACUGGACAAGCAUGCCGAUUCGAGGACGACGAAUUGGUUCCUGAUGAGUUCCCCAUUCCCAACGCUAUUCAUAUGUCUAGGCUAUGUCUACCUGGUCAAGGUUCUGGGACCAAAAUUUAUGGAAAAUCGUAAACCAUAUCAACUAAAAGAAGUACUUAUAGUCUACAAUUUAAUCCAAGUACUAUUCUCAACGUGGCUGUUUUACGAGUGCCUGAUGGGCGGAUGGUGGGGACAGUAUAGCUUCCGUUGUCAGCCAGUCGACUAUACGGAAAGUUCAACUGCCAUAAGGAUAGGCGAUUCCGGAUGGUUCACAGGGGACUAUUCGCUAAGGUGUCAGCCUGUAGACUACAGUGAUCGGCCCCAAGUAAUGAGGAUGGUCUACGCCAGCUGGUGGUACUAUUUCUCCAAAUUUACGGAAUUCAUGGAUACGAUCUUCUUCGUUCUCAGGAAAAAGACCGACCACGUAUCAACUCUCCACGUUAUCCACCACGGAUGCAUGCCAAUGUCCGUAUGGUUUGGCGUUAAAUUCACUCCAGGUGGCCACUCGACAUUCUUUGGCCUGCUGAACACGUUCGUCCACAUAGUGAUGUACACGUACUACCUGUUGGCCGCCCUGGGACCGCGAGUGCAGCCUUACCUCUGGUGGAAGAAGUACCUGACCGCGUUCCAGAUGCUGCAGUUCGUUGCCAUAAUGAUCCACGCGUUCCAGCUCCUCUUUAUCGACUGCAACUACCCUCGGGCCUUCGUAUGGUGGAUCGGAAUGCACGCAGUGAUGUUCUUCUUCCUGUUCAACGAAUUCUACCAGCAGCAAUACGCCCAGAAGAAGAUACGGGCCGACAAGAAGCUGGCCGAGGCGGCGGCGGCGGCGUCUGCAAAGGCGAAAUUGCAAAACGGCAACGCGAAUCUCCAGGCGAACGGCAAGAACGAAUCGACGACGUUAACGUCGAACGGCAAUGCGACGGCUGUCCGCAGAAGGGACGCGUCCGAUUACUACGUCACGGGCGAAAGUUUGACCGCCUCCGAAUUAGGACUAAGGAAAUCGUAUAACGCCGUCGCCGAGUGACACCUUCGCCGACGCCGACGACAUGUAUUUAUUCUUAUUAUUAUUAUUAUUAAUGAUUAUUGUUAUUGUUAUUGUUAGAAAAAGCUGCUAUCUGUACAUAACGGUAAUUGUAAUAAUAAUUAAUGUAGAAAUAGCGCUCAAUAUGGAA
Molecule: messenger RNA, 1467 nt
Organism: Diprion similis
Lineage: Eukaryota; Metazoa; Arthropoda; Insecta; Hymenoptera; Diprionidae
Product: elongation of very long chain fatty acids protein AAEL008004-like
Exons: 9
Coding region: 216-1319 (367 amino acids)
Biological process (GO): very long-chain fatty acid biosynthetic process; sphingolipid biosynthetic process; fatty acid elongation, monounsaturated fatty acid
Cellular component (GO): endoplasmic reticulum membrane
Molecular function (GO): fatty acid elongase activity
Source: RefSeq, a predicted model, not a curated record